GAGGGUCGCCCUGCUUGGGUUUCCCCGGUCGUGCCUGCCCGCCUCCCUUCCCAGCCGGGGUGCCCCCUGGGCUUCAGGGGACGCCAUGCCGAAGGCGCCGUCGGCUGCCGAGCUCUCACCGCCCGGCCACCGGCCUUGGCGCGGGCGCUGGGGUGGCGCUCGCCGGCUUGCUGUGGCGGGAUAAUGCGCCGCCGCCGUCGCUGCCGUCGCGUCUGCUGGUCGCCCAUCCGAGAGGCCCCGAGUCGCCGCCAUGUCCCCCCCAGCCUCGGCGGCCGCGGCCAGCAGCAGCGAGAGAGGCAGCAGCACCUCGGUGCCUCAGGAGGAGGCGGAGGCGGCCCGAGAGGAGCAGCGGCCAGUGAAACAGUCCUUCAGCAAGUCACUCUGUAGGGAAUCGCAUUGGAAAUGCUUGGUGCUCUCGCUUCUUAUGUAUGGCUGCAUGGGAGCCAUGACCUGGUGCCAUGUUACCAAGGUGACACGGCUGACAUUUGAUAGCGCCUAUAAAGGAAAGUCCAUGAUGUACCAUGACAGUCCCUGUUCUAAUGGCUAUGUCUACAUUCCUCUGGCCUUCCUGGUGAUGCUGUAUGUAGUCUAUCUGGUGGAAUGUUGGCACUGCUACACCCGCAAUGAACUCCAAUACAAAGUGGAUGUGGAGAGUGUACAUGAACGUGUCCAAAGGAUGCAACAAGCCACACCAUGUAUCUGGUGGAAAGCUAUCAGCUACCACUAUGUCAGGAGGACUCGCCAGGUCACUCGUUAUCGCAACGGGGAUGCUUAUACUACCACCCAAGUGUACCAUGAGAGGGUCAAUACCCAUGUGGCAGAAGCAGAGUUUGAUUACUCCAACUGUGGGGUGAAAGAUAUCUCUAAGGAUCUAAUUGACUUGGAGAAUUUCCCAGCCACUCGACUUCGCUUCACCAAGUGCUUCAGCUUUGCCAAUGUAGAGUCUGAGAACUCCUAUCUGACCCAGAGAGCCCGUUUCUUCACAGAAAAUGAGGGACUGGAUGAUUAUAUGGAGGCAAGAGAAGGCAUGCAUCUCAAGAAUGUCGACUUCAAAGAGUAUAUGGUGGCCUUCUCAGACCCAGACAACCUACCUUGGUAUGUCUCCCACUAUGUCUUCUGGGUGGCUGCUCUCUUUACUUUGUCCUGGCCAUUGCGGGUCUUUAAUGAGUACCGUACUUCCUAUGUUCACUACCAUGUGGAAAAGCUCUUUGGGUUUGAUUAUGUGGCAGUAACACCAGCUGAGGAGCGCCCUUUCUGCCGGAGGAUGCCCCGGGUCAAUACGGUGGACAGUACAGAGCUAGAGUGGCACAUCCGUUCCAACCAGCAGCUGGUUCCCAGUUACUCAGAGGCUGUCCUCAUGGACUUGGUGGGGCUCUCUGGCUGCACUACCUACUCCUCGUGCCGCUAUGGGAGCUACAGACAGAACUGUGAGCAAUGUCACAGGACUAUAAGCAGCUCUUCCAUCUUCUCCCGCAGUGCUCUCAGUAUCUGCAAUGGCAGCCCCAGGAUCCCCUUUAGCAGCAGCCAUUUUUCACUGGGCCGUCUCUAUGGCUCACGGCGCAGCUGCCUUUGGCAGAGCCGGAGUGGAAGCCUAAAUGAGCAGAGCUGCCCAACUGAGCAGACCCGCCUGUCCAGCCAAGUCACUGUGGAGGAGGAAGAUCCCCCUCCUUACCAGGAUGCCCUAUACUUCCCCAUUCUCAUUGUGCAUCGAAAUGAGGGCUGCCUCAACCAUGAUCACCGCCAUCUCCAUCGGAAUGGGUCCUGUGUGGAGACCUCACUAUGAAGGUGUGAAUAAUAUCCUACAGAAAAUACCCUGUGUCCAGACAUGGCAUUUGGGAGUAGAUAGGCUAACACAUGAGUAGAGGUUCCUACAAAUGUAUGUGAGUCAGAGAGGAUUACUCGCUUGCAUCAUCCCACAGGGGACUCAACAGCUCCCAAGUCCUCUUCUAGUUCUGGAGAGCUGUGAUGGCUUUGACGAGGCAGGCAGUGAACACCACCAUUGGAACUACAACACAGAACUGCAGACUGACAGCCACAUGAAAAAAAAAGUGGGGGAGAAGGGAACAGUGCCAGCACCAAGAAUCUGGGCUGUUUCUCCUCAGCUCUGUCUCCAACAAUUAGGCCACCUUGACAACAUCUAACAAGAACUGUCUGUGUCUGAUACCAUGCAUCAUAUGAGGGACUCUUAUCCCAGCCUUGUAAAGUCAUACUCUAGCAGAUGAAUCCAUGGCAGUGUAGCCUGUUCCUUUCAGCAGCAAGGCAAAUAACUGCACAGAUUACAAGGAGCUGAAGGGUACAUGAAAACAGCUACAAGUCAGGCCUUCUUCCUUUUUUCUAGACCACUCUCCGACUGUUAUCCUGUUCUCAGAUGCUGGGAACACAAGGUCUUUGGAUGUCUCCUUGGAAAGAACUGGUGUUUCAUAUCUGGGAAUCAGCAUCCCAUAGCUGCAUCAUUAUAGGAUCCCACGGAGAAAAUAUUUCUGCAAUCAGUUAACAGUUUCUUCUGGCAAAAGAACAUUUACCCACCUAUACAACAUUUCCAGGAACAGCUGAGGAUCCAUGACUCCAGAUUGCUCUUCAGUGGGUGCCAUUUUAAAA
Heteronotia binoei (common prickly gecko) is the source of this 2598-nucleotide messenger RNA. RefSeq names its product transmembrane protein 151B (gene TMEM151B). Lineage: Eukaryota; Metazoa; Chordata; Lepidosauria; Squamata; Gekkonidae. The coding region runs from base 251 to 1783 and encodes 510 amino acids. The transcript has 3 exons. The record is from RefSeq and is a predicted model, not a curated record.